Molecule: messenger RNA, 2215 nt
Organism: Scophthalmus maximus (turbot)
Lineage: Eukaryota; Metazoa; Chordata; Actinopteri; Pleuronectiformes; Scophthalmidae
Gene: auh
Product: AU RNA binding protein/enoyl-CoA hydratase
Exons: 10
Coding region: 65-1033 (322 amino acids)
Biological process (GO): fatty acid beta-oxidation
Cellular component (GO): mitochondrion
Molecular function (GO): enoyl-CoA hydratase activity
Source: RefSeq, a predicted model, not a curated record
ACGCCACCGCGUGACCGGGUUCAAAGUUGAAAGUCAAGCAGCUCGUCUGUCCUCGCUCCUCAGCAUGGCGGUCCUGGUGCUGCGAGCCUUCCGCGUGCCGGCGGCUCACCGGGGCGUCGCGUGCGGGCUGUCGGCGGCCCUCUCCCGCACGACACAGUCCGUGUUCCCCGGCGGACCGACGCCCUCUGCGCAGCCGGCGGCGGCGGCGGCGCGACAUUACAGCUCCGACCCGAAGGACGACCUGCGCGUCCGGUACCUGGACGGAGAGGACCACGGUAUCGUUGUUGUUGGGAUAAAUCGACCAAAAGCCAAAAAUGCCAUCAGCAAAAAUCUGGUCAAAAUGAUGUUGGACGCUGUGGAGGACAUCAAGAAGAACAACAAAGUGCGCAGUGUUAUUUUCUGUAGUUUGGUUCCUGGGAUCUUCUGUGCAGGUGCAGACCUGAAGGAGAGAGCCAAGAUGCACCAGAGUGAAGUGGGACCAUUCGUGUCUAAAGCCAGAGCGCUCAUCACAGAGCUGGGUAAUUUGCCAGUACCAACAAUUGCUGCCAUCGAUGGAGCUGCGUUAGGAGGAGGCUUGGAGAUGGCUCUCGCUUGUGACAUAAGAAUUUCUUCUAACACUGCGAAGAUGGGACUUGUUGAGACUAAACUCGCAAUCAUACCAGGGGCAGGUGGAACACAGCGUCUACCCCGGGCGAUUGGUGUCGCUCUGGCUAAGGAGCUCAUCUUCGCUGCCCGGGUAGUGGAUGGAACAGAGGCCAGUCGUCUGGGUCUCGUCAGUCAAUCUGUGGAGCAGAAUGAGAGCGGUGACGCUGCCUACCUCCAGGCCCUGGAGCUCGCCCGUGAGAUCAACCCUCAGGGGCCGAUUGCAGUCAGGAUGGCAAAACUUGCGAUCAACCAGGGGAUCGAGGUGGAUUUAACUACAGGUCUCGCCAUCGAAGAAGCUUGUUAUGCCCAGGUGAUACCAACUAAAGAUCGACUGGAGGGUUUGGCUGCAUUCAAGGAAAAGAGGCGUCCUCAGUUCAAGGGCGAGUGAGGGAGAGUUCUGCCUCCAGCUCUCACUGUUCCACUGCUCCAACAUAUCUAUGGGUGAAGCUGUACACGUCCACACAUUAAGCUGUACAGUAUCCGGGCCCGACUGCUUGCAGGACAUUAGGGUCGAUCACUUCAAGUGAAUUCACUGUGUUGUGGUCCCUGCUUGUAAUACUACAAUACAACCUCUGCAAUCUAAAACAUGAAUUACUCCUAUUGCUGUGCAGUGAGCAGCAGUUAGUCACUAACAGCAGCCUCCUCGACUAAUGAACUAAUCCAUAAAGCUCUGUGAAUGCUCCUGGGUAGAUGAGUACUGUGUCCAGAACAACAAUUCACUCUGUAUUAGAUUUGAGUCCAGUGGGUGGAGGUUUGGAUUUGACUGUUAAAGAUUUCUGACCCUGUUGUAGUAACAAGUGACGCAGAUCUACGAUGAACAUACAGACAAUAUCUAAGCUUCUUUCAUCAUCAUGCAAUGAAUGACUUCUUCAGUGAACAUGACACAUGGUCUAUGUGACUCCUAUAAUGACUCGUCUCUGUAUCGUCAACAAAAUCAUUAGAAAAGAUGGAAUAACGAGAACAUUUUACAUUUUCACAUCUCAACAUUCAAUGUCCUGGAGUCACAGACACCAAAUAUAUAGACUACAAGUAUACAGGAAGAAACGUGUUUCCACGGCGGAUCUUUAUGAUCAUAGAGGCUCUGGAGGCGUCACACACAAAAACACACACACACACAUGAUGGAUUUAUUUGUAAAAAUAUAUAUCUGUUCAGUGAUGGACAUGAGAAUCACUUCAUAAAUCUGUCAGAGCAGAUUACCCUUCAAAGUGCAUUGUACACAUAUUUUAUGAAAAAGAUAACAUGUAAUUUGCCCUACAAACAGCGACGUGCUCCUUCAACACCGUGCAUGUGGUCUCAGACUUUUUGGACCUAAUGCCUUGUGUUGCUGUAUACUCUCACUGAAAUGGUUAUAAGUCUUGAAGCACUUCAAAUUCAUUUCCUCUGAGUUGCCUUUUCUUCUCUACUACACUUUACUUUUUGUCCUCACUGAUUCAGUUGAAACCACGUGCAGGACUGUUUUUAUAGAAGUGCAAAUGAAUGAAUCCGUCUCAAUGGAGGAGGAGUGUGAGCAAAGCUGUUCCAACAUGAACUGUGUCUGUAAAGACAAAAUAAAUACCAUUGUUUCAUCUC